Messenger RNA from Zeugodacus cucurbitae (melon fly), 2862 nucleotides. Its product is annotated as zinc finger protein 300. Bases 176 to 2626 code for a protein of 816 amino acids. Gene Ontology annotation, molecular function: DNA-binding transcription factor activity, RNA polymerase II-specific; RNA polymerase II transcription regulatory region sequence-specific DNA binding. The transcript is spliced from 5 exons. NCBI's taxonomy places the organism in Eukaryota, Metazoa, Arthropoda, Insecta, Diptera, Tephritidae. Gene Ontology annotation, biological process: regulation of transcription by RNA polymerase II. Gene Ontology annotation, cellular component: nucleus. The record is from RefSeq and is a predicted model, not a curated record.
AUUCGACUUUUUUCUAUAUAUCGAUUUUCGAUAGAUUUCUGAUUGCCAUUGUUUGAUAUAUUUUGGUUAUUUAGCAAAAUAAAUAGAAAAACUAUUAAUUGUGAUGUUAUUUAAAUUCUGCAUUUAUUAAUUGAUAAUUUUUAUUUUAAAAAACGUGAAAGUUGGCACAGAACUUAUGACAAAUUUAUUAACCUGCAUGGAUACAAAUCAUUCAAAUAUGGUGUUGACAUCGGAAAGAAAAUACUUUAAUGAUGAAUCACAUAUAGAGGAAGGAAACGCUAUAGUCCACGAUGCUUUUAUCGUAGAAAAUGCCAAAUGUUUUCUAUGUGAUCGAAAUUUUGUUGAAGGUGAAGAUACCUUUUUAAUUUUCGAAAUACGUCUGCGUGAUGAUGGAGGAAUUGAUAAUCCUUUAUCCCUUGUGUUGGCAACUGCUUUGGGCAGAGAUUUAGAUGAAAUUAGCACACAUUCCAACUUACUCUGUCAGUCUUGUAAUAAAAAUACAUUGGAGUUUGAAAAACUACUUCAUAAAUUUUGUGAAGUCCGUAUAAAAAUAAUUAAAGCAUAUAAUCGAACAGUACAAAGGUAUAACAUGGAUCCAAUCUUAACUGAUUUUGAAAACGAAAUAUCACGAAUAGAAAAAUCUGAAUUGGGAGAAUUAAUUGAUAAUAUAAUUAUUGAUGAAUUACAAAGUGAAACUAAAAACACGAACUCGGAUGAAUGUCCUAACGUUAGCUUAGAAACAAAUGACGAUAAUUCUACAGAAGCAAUUGACUCGAAAGUUCUGGAGGGUACAGAACUUUCAUUGGAUGAUUCUAUGGUUGAUUUAAUAGAGGAAAUUACCGACAGUGAAGAUAUAAUUGCCGAAUCAAAACUUCCAAAUACUGAAGCUAAAUGCGGGGAAGAUAAUGGGAAUACCCAAUUCAAUAAUUAUACCGAGAUUAUUUCGGACUUAACAGAAAAUACUCAUCAAGAUUUGAUGAUCUUUCAUAUGCAUAGUGUCGACUCCAAAAUAUCUGAACCGUUAUCACAUUCAUUAGACGUUAAAAGCAAAGAACCAUUUAUUUUUGAUCCAGAUGAAAGUAAUAAUGGUUCUUCUACAUUAAAUUAUACAAUCUCAACUGACAAUCCUGAGGAUGUUAAUGACAUGACAACGGAUGAGCAAAUGAAAAUGGUUUUCGAACAAGUAAAUAAUCUAUACUUUUGCUUGUUGUGCGAGGAACAAAAGACAAUGACAGCCGAACUAUUUGCGGAACAUAUGCUCAAAAGUCAUGAUCUAAAUUUUUAUUCUUGUGAGUAUUGUUCUUCAGGCUUCAUUUCAAUUGAAAGUAUGAAAGAACAUAUAGAAAGUAUGCAUUCAAAAAUAUCAUGCGCUGAACAAGUUAAAAACAUAGAAUAUCCGUGUGAUGAAUGUCAAGAAGUUUUUGAAAAUAAUCAAUUAUUGCGUGUACACAAACGAACUCACAGCAAUGCUUCCUUACAAUACGAAUGUUCCGAGUGCCUGAAAAGAUAUAGUACCCAAAGGUUGUUGCUUGAGCAUAUGAACAUGCACACCGGGCGCCGACCGUAUAAGUGCACGAAAUGCCCAAAGGACUUCGCAUCAAAAUACACCUUGCAGGGUCAUAUGAAAAUUCAUAGUGACCGAUUACGUCCAUAUAAAUGUGAUAAAUGUAAUAAAGCAUUUCUGAACCAACAAACCCUUACACAUCAUAAGAAGCUGCACAUGGGAGAAAAGUCAUUCAUAUGUGAUAUCUGCUCGAAAGCAUUUAGCACACAACAUAAUCUGGAUGUGCAUAAGAUUGUGCAUACUGGCCAGCGUCCAUUCAUAUGUCGAACAUGUGGCAAAGCUUUCGCACGUCGCGCUGAAAUCAAAGAUCAUGAACGUAUACAUACCGGAGAGAAGCCAUAUAAAUGUGAUAUGUGUGAUGCUGCAUUCGCUCAGCGUUCAAAUCUGAUGACUCACCGGAAGUCGACACAUUUAAAUGAGAAAUUACAUAAGUGCGACCAGUGCGACCGUUCGUUUAAAAGACGACGCUUGUUGCAAUAUCAUAUCAACGCGGUGCACACAGGUGUGCGCCCGCACGAAUGCGAAAUAUGCGGUUCUUCAUUUGUUUAUCCUGAGCAUAAGAAGAAGCAUAUGCUUAUACAUGGCACUACUAAGCCAUAUACUUGUGAAAUAUGUGGCAAAGAAUUUAACAGUUGCGCCAAUCGAAAUGCUCAUCGAUAUGUACAUAGCACAAAAAAGCCAUACGAGUGUCUGAAAUGCGGUGCCGGCUUCAUGCGCAAACCUCUGUUGUUGACACAUAUGAAAAUUGCAGGGCAUACGAACGACACAAUUAUUAUAAACCAGCCACAUAUAAAUGACAAUAAGACACUGAAAUUAGAGAGAGAAUUGAGCCUAGCUGAUUCAUGUGAUGAAACUAACGAAGUUCCUGCAAACUCCUCGCAAGAAUCAAAUACAAGUGGUUGUAACGAACCACUCCAAAUAAUUGCGCAGCACGCAGGAGAAGUUAUAAGUGAUGUGGCGGAAGCCGAUAGUGUACAGUACCUGCAAUUUGACGACUUAGACAAAGAUGGCCAUCAAUUAAUAACAUGGGUAGACAUUGGACGAGAUAAAGAUGAUAAUUAACUUGUUUUCUUUUUUAAAAGUACAAAUUUUACUGAUCAACACAUAAUUCAAAUACAAAUUUAAAUUGUAUAAUAUUUAGAUUAAAAGUGGAUGUCACCAAGUCUGAAUAGAGUAGCCAUUCAUUUUAACUUAUGAAUUUUCAGCUGAAACUUCAAAUUUCACCUAAGGAUGAUGCUAUAGUGAUGAUAUAUUCUAUAUGGGCGUUAAAAGCUGAAAUAAAAAAUUAUGUUAACCGA